Messenger RNA from Postia placenta MAD-698-R-SB12, 651 nucleotides. RefSeq lists its product as hypothetical. The coding region runs from base 83 to 499 and encodes 138 amino acids. NCBI's taxonomy places the organism in Eukaryota, Fungi, Basidiomycota, Agaricomycetes, Polyporales, Adustoporiaceae. The transcript has 4 exons. The record is from RefSeq and is a predicted model, not a curated record.
GCUGCCUGCACAUCAUCGUAACCCAUAGCCUAACUUGAGCCCACCUUGUCCUACCUAACCACUACCAUACUCCAUUGCCACCAUGACCCGCACAGCGCGCGCUGCCUACCCCCGUGCUAUCAUCAAGGAUCGCUCUGAGGCUAAGAACGCCAUGAACAAGCGCAUCCCCAAAAGUGGCGCUGGCGGGCACAACUGGGGCGACCUCCAGCACGAAUACGACUACGUGGAAGCCGCUCUCCGCGACGAGGAAGCCGAGCUUCGCGACGAUAACGUCGUCCGCCCUGUUGAGCCUCGUGAGCGCCCGUUGCUGGGCCAGCGCAGGACAAGCUCCCUCAGCGAGGAGGAGCUCGAGCAAGCCCGCGAGUUCAGAAAGAAAGCCAUGAAGGGUGCCAAUGUGGACCUAGCAUCCAUCGCUCGCACCUCUGCUGCGGUCUCGGUGUCACCCCCCAACAGGAGCAUCCCCAUCACCACCGAUGCCGAGAGCGCCAUCUCGGUCUAACUUAUUUACUGCAUUGUACAUCAUCAUCACGGGCAUAGAACGCGCAUAGCAGAAUCGGGGUUGCUUUGUAUUGUAUAUAUAGUAGCAUGAGGUCGUCACGAGCCAAUUUAUACAACUCACAGUCUUUAUGAAUUGCUCGCAUCGCCACCUUC